This is a messenger RNA of Musa acuminata AAA Group (dessert banana), 1219 nucleotides long. RefSeq lists its product as uncharacterized. The transcript has 8 exons. Lineage: Eukaryota; Viridiplantae; Streptophyta; Magnoliopsida; Zingiberales; Musaceae. Bases 114 to 869 code for a protein of 251 amino acids. The record is from RefSeq and is a predicted model, not a curated record.
UGGAGACCCUCUGUCUCUCUUUUAUACGUGCCCAAACCAAUCCCAUUUUGCUGGACUGUGGCCACCCCUUCUCUCUGCUCCUGGCCAGGUGAGGGAGCGAGCUGACAUUGAAUAUGGGUGUAAAUCGACCUUGGGGUCCCUGUGGGUUGCUACAGGGGAUUCGUGGAGUGCAGCUGGUGGAUCAGUCAACGUAUGGAAGAGAAGAUUCACUUCGUUGUGGGGAGUUGGACUUCUCGACCUGCGAAGGGCCCGAGAUUGUUGGAUCAAGCCGACGAUUGGUAAUUCGAAGAAUAUGGCAGCAGAGACCAUCAUGCUUGAGGCCGAUUCACUGUAGCCUUCAUGUAGGUGAUCAGAACAUUGCUGAAACCAUUGCCAAUGUAAUCACUUCAUUGCCUUUCAUUGUUCUCGGACUUCAGGCUCCAAGGAAGAACCUGAAUGCUGCAUUAUAUGCUAAUUCUUUGAUCGGUGUGGGUAUUGCUUCAAGUCUGUACCAUUCUUCAAGAGGACAAGCCAGAAGGUUUCUAAGAUGGGCAGACUAUACAAUGAUAGCUACAACUACAGUUUGUUUGUCUCGAGCAGUCAGAAAUGAAAAUCCAAGACUGCUGAUGGUGGCAUCUACAAUACUCUUGCCAUUUCAGCCUUUCAUGGUUUCAGCUAUGCACACUGGGUUGAUGGAGGUGGCAUUUGCCAGAAGGGCAUUGAUAAAACCAGAGUUGAGGAUGGCACAUAACCUGCACACCUUAUCUUCUCUACUGGGAGGGGCACUUUUUGUAGCUGAUGAUUUCUUCCCAGAAACUCCUUACAUCCAUGCUGCUUGGCACCUUGCUGCAGCAGUUGGUGUGGGGACAUGCAAUAAGCUUCUCGAAUGAUAUCCAUGGCAACCCUGCAAGCAAUUCUUUCUCUAUAUGAGCAGAAUCUGAUUAUGCUCGAUCUGAAUACCUUUGGAGAAAGCAAUUUCAAGCAUGUUUACUUCUCUAAGACUGCUUCUUCCUGGGAUUAUGUCAUUCUAUUCAAUCUGAGCUUGUCACCGCGAAGCUCAAAACGAUUGCUGACAUCCAACCACGUCAACUUGUGAGGUGCUGCUCUCCAUGCAUAUGCAUAUUGUUUUCCAGUCUUUAACUCGACAGAAUAAAAAGAAAAGAAUGGCCAUCGAUUAGAUGGAGAAUAACAGGAACAAUGUUAGUUUAAGAUAUCAUUGAUUAUUUCCAGGUUGUGACGA